AUGGCAAAAAAUACGUCCUUGUAUUUUCGUAUUAUCGAAGGAAGAAAUUUACCAGCAAAGGACGUGUCUGGCACCAGCGACCCGUACUGUCUGGUCAGGGUGGACAAUGAAGUGGUGGCCAGAACUGCGACAGUAUGGAGGGACUUAAAUCCAUUCUGGGGCGAAGAAUAUACUCUCCACCUGCCCAUGGGCUUUCACAACCUCUCAUUUUAUGUUAUGGAUGAAGACACCAUUGGGCACGAUGAUGUCAUUGGGAAGAUUUCUCUUAAUAAGGAGUACAUUGCAACUCACUUACGAGGUAUUGACAACUGGAUAAAUCUGACUCGAAUUAACCCAGAUGAGGAGAUUCAAGGAGAGAUACACUUGGGGUUAGAGAUUCUCCAAGAUCAGCAGACUAAAGUCCUCAAGUGCCAUCUUAUCGAAGCUAGAGAUCUUGCACCGAGAGAUAUUUCUGGCACAUCAGACCCAUUUGCAAGAGUGGUAUUUAACAACAAAACUGCAGAAACAGCCACUAUAAAGAAGACUCGUUUUCCUCACUGGAAUGAAGUAUUUGAGUUUGAACUGGAGGAUGACAAGCCAAUGGAAGACAUGAUGUUCACUGUGGAAGUCUGGGAUUGGGAUAUGGUGGGAAAGAAUGACUUUCUGGGAAAGAUUGACUUCAAUUUGGAUGCACUUCAGAAGACUCAAAUAACCAGGGGCUGGUUUAGGCUAUUGCCUUUUGAAAAGAAUGAAGAUGAUGCAGGUGGUAAAUUAGGAGCACUACGAUUAAAAGUCAGGUUGGCAGAAGACCGGAUAUUGCCUUCGAUGUACUAUCAGCCACUGAUUGACCUCUUAAUGGAAUCUGUAAUCUCUCCAUCUAAAAGUGGUGCUACUGGCUGUUCAAGCAUAAGAGCCGCUCCGCCUGAAUCUUCACAGGCUUAUGACAUAAGCCUUGCAUCCGCACACUCUCUGAACUGGGUUGAGGACAUCACUCCUCUCACCAUGUUGGAAGAGGUUACCACUGUAGAGAGCAGACAAGACAUGGCUGUGACUCUGGUGAAGAUGUUCCUUGGUCAGGGCCUGGUGGUGCCAUUCCUUGAUUACCUCAAUAUGAGAGAAGUGAACAAAACAACGGAUCCAAACACACUUUUCAGAUCAAAUUCCUUGGCCUCCAAGGCGAUGGAGCAGUUUAUGAAGUUGGUGGGAAUGCCAUAUUUACAUGAGGUGCUGAGGCAAGUUGUUAACCGUAUUUUUGAUGAGAAGAAAUAUAUCGAACUGGAUCCUUGUAAGAUUGACCUUAACAAAAUAAGGAGAAUCUCUUUCAAAGGGGGUCCUUCGGAAGCCAAUGUGCGAGAAUGCAGCCAAGAGAUGUUAAAGUCCUACUUGACUGAUGUGAUGGAUGCCAUUGUGAGCUCAGUGGAGCAGUGCCCUUCUGUUAUGCGGGUAGCAUUCAAGCAAUUACAUAAACGAGUGGAAGAGCAAUUUCCAGAAGCUGAGAAUGAGGAUGUAAAGUACUUGGCUAUUAGUGGUUUCCUGUUUCUGAGGUUCUUUGCUCCAGCUAUUUUAACACCAAAACUCUUCGGUCUCCGAGAUCAUCACGCUGACACAAGAACAGGGAGGACACUGCUGCUUAUAGCAAAGGCAGUUCAGAGUAUCGGUAACCUGGGUCUUCAGUUGGGACAUGGGAAAGAGCUCUGGAUGACCCCCCUACACCCAUUCAUUUUACAGAGUGUAAGCUGUGUGAAGGAUUUCCUUGAUAAACUAAUAGACAUCGAUAAUGAAAGUGCUACUGACCUGCACCAACGCCUGGUGUUCCAUCCUUCAGUAACCAUUAAGGAAGGUUACCUGCACAAACGAAAGGCUGAGGGUGUCAACCUUGUCACUCGUUUCACUUUCAAAAAGCGCUAUUUCUGGCUCAGCAGUGAAAGCCUGUCAUACGCCAAGUCUUCAGAUUGGCAGAAUGUUAAUGAACUGAAUCAGUGGCUGUCGGCUAUCAGGAAAGCCAGUAUCUACAAUCAACGUAUGCUUCCUUCCUUCCAUCCAGGUUCUUACAGGAGCAACCGUUGGACGUGUUGUCUGCACACAGAUAAGACCGUGCAGGGAUGCAGCCGCACGCAUUCUGCUGUAACUCUCGGUGAUUGGAGUGACCCCCUCGACCCUGACGUCGAAACUCAGACUGUUUACAAGCAGCUGCUGCAAGGCAGAGAAAAGCUGAAAAAGAAAUACCUUGAAUCUUUAGACACAGGCACAGUGAAGGAGCAAGGGGACAGAAUGGACAGUGAUGGAAUUAAAGAAGCAGGCGUGGAGAAGAGUGGCUCCUUCCAUGAUCAACGGAUGGCAGCAGCAGCCAAGCUUCUGGAUGUCGUACACGACCUUGAACGUGCUCAUCAAGUUUUUGAAAGCAGAGAGAAAGAGCAGGCCAAUGAGAUGUCCAUUCCCUGAGUCAUUUAUUGCCACCAGACAUGAGACAUAUCAGUUUGUGCUCUAUGUGCAGCAUGCCACAGAUGGGUCCAGAUGUACUGUGGAUCUAAAUGAGACUAAAUUAUACAAUUCACCUCUUGGCCAAUUGAAAUACGUACACACAGAGGCCUGUGAAUGACACUUGUUGGGGGAGGAGCUGCACCAUUAUCACAAAUAAAUCAUAUCUAAGGCAACUUUGGGGAAAGUUGCUGUUUAAAACAAGGAAGGGGAUGUCAUCUGUUAUUGGUGUAAGGAAGCUGAGGGAAAGCACCUUGAAGUGCAUGAGCAGUGACUGCAUUCUUAACCCUGCCUGCCUGCUCAUUGGAGAAGGUGUUUUGUUAACAUGUAAUUGUACCAUGGGAAGUUAACAACAAUAAAUGUUUGCAAAGUGAUUCAAUGCAAUCAAGUGUGUGUCAAGAUGGGCCUGCUCCACAGACCCGAGCAUCAGCUUAACGCAUCCCUGUACUGCCGUAAGCUAGUUCAGCGGAACUGCUGCGCAGGGCAGUAUUAUUUUGUUUCUAGCUAGAGUUGCUGCUUCAGUCUGAGCUGUAAAUCUUCAUUUUUUUGUUGUCAGGAGGCUAUUAUUGCAGUUAAGUGAUGUCUGAGAGUCACAGAUGCUGUGGAGCAAAUGUGAUCAUCUGGUUUUUUUCUUUGUAAUGAUUUAUAUAUUAUUUAAACCCGUUCUGCUGAUUUAUUAUUAAGUCUACUUUCCUUGUGGAUUGAUCAAACUUCUGAGCUGCAUCAA
Pristis pectinata (smalltooth sawfish) is the source of this 3184-nucleotide messenger RNA. Its product is annotated as rasGAP-activating-like protein 1. Lineage: Eukaryota; Metazoa; Chordata; Chondrichthyes; Rhinopristiformes; Pristidae. Gene Ontology annotation, biological process: cellular response to calcium ion; regulation of GTPase activity; negative regulation of Ras protein signal transduction. Gene Ontology annotation, molecular function: GTPase activator activity. The coding region runs from base 1 to 2421 and encodes 806 amino acids. The transcript has 21 exons. The record is from RefSeq and is a predicted model, not a curated record.